AUGAGUUUCACCUUCUACGACGGAACCAUCGCGGUCAUCCAGAGUACCCUCAAGUCUCUGACCCACGUCCUCCGCCAAGCCGAGACACGUCCCGAUGCGACCGCCCUCCUCGAGGCCCGGCUGUACGAAGACAUGUACCCCUUGACCGAUCAAGUCCGCCUCGCGACCCAGUUCUCGGAGAAUGUGGCCGCCAAAUUGACCGGUCGGGAGCCGGUGGUGUUCGAAGGCAAGCCCACCACCUAUGCUGAAUGCUAUGAGCGCAUUGACACCGUGCUGGAAGUGCUCGGCAAGGCCGACAAGGAUGUCGUCAACCAGCAUAGUGAUAUCGUGUCGCCGUCCAAGGUGGGCGGGAAUCUGACGAUGGAUGUCAGUGGCGCCGUGUAUGCCCAUACCAUGGCCAUGCCGAAUAUCUAUUUCCAUUUGACGACUGCGUAUGACAUUCUGCGGAAGGAGGGCGUGCCGUUGGGGAAGCGGGAUUAUUAUGCGGGUUUCUUUCCUCUGUCUUGAUUCAGUGAGGAGAAUUUGGGGAUUGUGGAUGGUUGUGUCAACAGAUCUGCAUGAUCAAGCCAUGUGUAUACAGUACUCUGGCGGUUGCUUUCGUGCAGUCCCCAGCUUUGGGUAGAGAACGCAUCGCUGGGAAAUUGAAGUUGGCUCAAAGUCAAGCAAGUCUCGCUCAUAUAUGUAUUCCUCGAUGGCGACGCUAGGCGUGCUCGCACGAUCAGAUC
Molecule: messenger RNA, 725 nt
Organism: Aspergillus ibericus CBS 121593
Lineage: Eukaryota; Fungi; Ascomycota; Eurotiomycetes; Eurotiales; Aspergillaceae
Product: DUF1993 domain-containing protein
Exons: 1
Coding region: 1-507 (168 amino acids)
Source: RefSeq, a predicted model, not a curated record